AUGAUGAAAACACUGAGCCUGCUGGCCCUAGCGGCCACCGCGAAGCUAGUUUCCGCUCACGCCACCGUCCAGGCCGUCUGGAUCAACGACGCCGACCAAGGCACCGGCACUGCCAUCCGCUCACCACCCAACAACUCGCCCCUCGUGGACGUGACCUCCUCCGACAUGACCUGCAACGUCAACAACAAGGCCGUGGGCACGACCCUCAAGGUCAAGGCCGGCGACAAGUUCACCUUCGAAUGGCACCACGAAUCCCGCUCCGCCAGCGACCAAAUCAUCGACCCCUCGCACAACGGCCCCGUCCUCGUCUACAUCGCCCCCACCACCACCGGCACCGCCGGCAACGGCUGGGUCAAGCUCGCCGAAGACGGCUUCAGCAACGGCCAAUGGGCCGUCGAGCGCCUCCGCGCCGCCGCCGGCAAGCACAGCAUCACCAUCCCAGACAUCGCCGCCGUCACCUACCUGCUGCGCGCCGAGAUCAUCGCCCUGCACGAAGGCUACCGCGUCAACGGCGCCCAAUUCUACAUGGAGUGCGUGCAGAUCGAAGUCACCUCCUCCAGCGGCAGCACCACCAAGACCCUCCCCGCCGGCGUCGCCAUCCCCGGCGCCUACAGCGCGCAGGACCCCGGCAUUCUUUUUGAUCUGUACAACAGUUUCAGCAGCUACAAGGUCCCCGGCCCGGCUGUCUGGGACGGCGCGUCGUUGUCUUCCGGCGGCUCUGGCUCUUCGCCUGCACCUUCUUCCUCCUCGUCGUCAAAGCCCGUUGCGACUACUACUACUACGCCCACAGCACCGCCGACGGCCGUGCCCACAACGCUGCAGACCAGCGUGCGUCCCGCGACGACCAAGCAACCUGUACCCACAUCCUCUCUUCCUCCUCCUCCUUCGUCUUCCACGCCCACUGGCUCCGUCGCCGAGUGGCAGCAGUGCGGCGGCAUCAACUUCUCCGGCUCCGGCACCUGUGCGUCCGGCUUGACGUGCAAGCAGUGGAAUCCUUAUUACUUUCAGUGCAUCAAGGCCUGA
Molecule: messenger RNA, 1023 nt
Organism: Cyphellophora europaea CBS 101466
Lineage: Eukaryota; Fungi; Ascomycota; Eurotiomycetes; Chaetothyriales; Cyphellophoraceae
Exons: 2
Coding region: 1-1023 (340 amino acids)
Biological process (GO): carbohydrate metabolic process
Cellular component (GO): extracellular region
Molecular function (GO): cellulose binding
Source: RefSeq, a predicted model, not a curated record